AGAAGACCAGUUUCAGGAUCUGGUUGUCUUUUAAAGGUACCAUUGGAUAGAGUAGUCUCUAUUGACAUUGAUGCAACAGAUAGAGCAGCAGACGCUCCGAGUAAUACACCUAAUUCGACAACACAUAGAACGAUAAAUUACAUAAAGAUAAUUCUGUAAAUAUUGGAUCGUGGAACACGGCAUGGCGUUCGUGUCAACAAUAGUACCCCUCCGCUAUCACUAGGGAACCAGACAUACACAAACAGCAGACAGAAUCAAGUUGGCAACGUUUACCUUGCUGGUGUUCCAAUAGUUAGCUUAUUCAUCGAUGGUCAAGAGCGCCUGUGUCUGGCUCAAAUCUCCAAUACUCUUUUGAAGCAGUUCAGCUACAACGAGAUCCACAACAGAAGAGUAGCAUUGGGAGUCACGUGUGUACAAUGUACACCUGUCCAACUUGAGAUUCUUCGACGUGCGGGUGCCAUGCCAAUUUCUUCCCGACGUUGCGGCAUGAUCACAAAACGUGAAGCAGAACGCCUGGUGAAGUCAUUUCUAGAAGACAACGCCCCACCAAAACUUCCUGACAACUUUGCUUUUGACGUGUUUCACCUGUGUGGUUGGGGAAGUAAGGGUAGUUUUAUUCCCUCUCGUUACAACAGCUCGCGGGCCAAGUGCAUCAAAUGCACCUACUGUAAUAUGUUCUUUUCUCCCAACAAAUUCAUCUUUCAUUUCCACCGCACUAAUGAUUCAAACAGUUACUGCCAUCCAGAUGCAGCAAACUUUAACUCAUGGCGAAGACAUCUUAAAUUGGACAAUGAUCCGAGUGAUGAAAUGGAGCAUGCUUGGGAAGAUGUAAAGGCUAUGUUCAACGGGGGUAGUCGAAAGCGUCUGAUCAGUUCAAAUGCCAACUCAAAGACAAACAACAUUAACGUGCGACCUGGUAAUCCUCAAGAAUCCCAGAAAAGGCAAAGGCUUGAUAUCGAUACCACUACUGGACUCGCAGCUGCAGCCACUAUGUCCUAUCCUUACCCUAUGGUUCCAGUGACGAGCAAUCCAAUGCAACCCUUUGCUGGUCUAGUUCCGAGAGCUGCACACCCAGCCUUUCCUUUCUCUACUGAUGGGCAUAAUCUUUCCCCCGACUCUGCAGCCAAAUUCUCAUUGUCAGACAUGUGGAAAGGAAAAGGCAUGCCCCAUCCGUACUACCAUCCUUUUGGUAUGCUAUGGGCGAAUAACAUGGGACUCGCACAAGGUGCCCCAAAGCCAUUUGACCUUUCCAUGGCUGCAGACAAUAAAACUAAAUUCUCACAGAAGAAUUCAAGCCAAAGUGCAAUCCCUAAGAACUUUAGCAUAAGCGAAUUAAGUAAAGAAGAUGAACGCUCAAAACAAAAAACAGAGAAACUUUCAGCAUUCAGACCAGUUAACAAAGACUGUGAUUCCCGGUUCAACCUUGAUAUGGGGCUGAAGAAUUAUCUAGAUAGCUCCGCAAUAAACAGAAGCCCGACCACGUCAGAUCAAAGUAGUGAUGCUGAAGAACCAAUUAACACGGUUGAGGAUGCGGGUAUCAUCAAUGUAACUGAUGUCGAUCAAAAUGAAGAGAAUCGUAAGAAAGAUGAUGGUAACGAUUUUCCAUCUUCAACAGAUGCCCAACAGUCACAUGUUGGUCACGUGUCAACCACAGCAGAACCCGAAAACACAGGGCAAUUCGCUUCAAGGGAUUCUACAAAUCGAACUGAAAGCAAUGAGGGACGAGUGAAUAACAACAACUGCACAGUUACGAACGUAUGCCCAGCAGCACCCGAAGAUGGCCUCCUUAUCAGCAUGACAAACGAUGAGCUCCAGGAUGAGUUGAAACAAGUGAUGGACGCCAGAGAAAGAGCGGAGAUGGAAUAUCAGGAAAUACAAGCAUCUUUGCGAGAAAGCCUAAAAAGAGACGAAGUGAUCGAAGCACACGAUUCAGACCAAUCAAAAGAGCUAGAGAGACAGAUGCAAGCACGAAGAAAUGUACAAUCUAAACUAAAGGAGGCGCACCAAGCACUGAGUCACUUCUCAAGCAAGAUGACGUCAUUGAAAGAUUUUGUGGACGCUAGAAGGAAAAUGGAAUCCACCUCAAACUUGUAUUAAAUAACAAUUAAAGAAAAUGUGUUGCAAAAUCGAAUUUUCCAUUUUAGUAUGGGUUUUGAGCAUCAAAAACUACUCCCAUAUGAGCCAAAGCCAGUAGGCGAUUUUGCCUGAAUAUGAGAUCGGGAGAAUCUGGUGUUUUGUCAAACGAAAUGUGCAAUUUAGAUGUAUACAUAAUUUGAGUGCAAUUUGCUCAAGACAAUAGCUCACUCGAGCGGAAAACUCUUAUGUUAUUUAACACCAAAUGUAUGCGAGUAUGUUGGUCUAUUUACAAAUUUUCUUAAAAAUGAUUAUAUUGUAUGUGUGAAUGUAUUCUUUAAAGAUAGAUCAUUGUGUGCAAUUAUUAUUCAGUAACAAUAGAAAUAUACUUG
Molecule: messenger RNA, 2465 nt
Organism: Owenia fusiformis
Lineage: Eukaryota; Metazoa; Annelida; Polychaeta; Sabellida; Oweniidae
Source: the annotation of a GenBank genome assembly